Messenger RNA from Peromyscus maniculatus bairdii (prairie deer mouse), 2590 nucleotides. Lineage: Eukaryota; Metazoa; Chordata; Mammalia; Rodentia; Cricetidae. The record is from RefSeq and is a predicted model, not a curated record.
CGGACGCGGUGGCGGAGGCCGUGGCGGGGGUCGGCGGGAAGGGAGGCUCUGCGCUGCCGGAGCGGCCCUGGGCUCGCUCGCUCGGCCUGCAGAGGGGGAGUGGAGCGCAGGGCGCCGGCGCGGGAGGCGGAGGGGUGAAGUCAGGGCUGAGUGGGCGGAAGUGCGCUGGGGCUGAAGUCAGGCCCGGAAGCGGGCCGGAGGGGAGCUGGAGCUGCCGCGCUCCCUCCUCCCUCCCUCGCUCCCUCCCUCCGGGGCGUUGGGGCGCUCGCACACUUGGGCACCGUACGACACGUUUUCCAAAUGUCAGGCUGUUGACUUGUCCAAUUCUAGGGCGUAGUCACCCUACAUCCUGCUGCUGCCCUACCUCGUAUCCUGCUUGGUCAGGUUCACGUGAGACAUGGCACAGGACCAAGGACACGUACAGCUACCCAGAGCUGAUGCUAUUCGUUCUCGGCUGGUCGACACUUUCUCCCUCAUAGAGCAUUUGCAAGGCUUGAGCCAAGCCGUGCCGAGGCACACUGUCCGGGAGAUACUUGAUCCUUCUCGACAGAAGAAACUUAUGUCAGGAGACCAGCACCAGCUUGUGCGCUUCUCCAUAAAGCCCCGGCACAUGGGGUACAUCACACACUCCCAGCGAAUGCUCAGCAGGCUCCGUGUGAGGUGCAGCCAGAGGCCACCUCUGUCCCUGUGGGCUGGAUGGGUUCUUGAGAGUCCCAUCUUCUCAAAAUUCAUCAUCUCCCUCAUCUUUCUGAAUACAAUUGUACUGAUGGUCGAAAUAGAAUUGAUGGAAUCCACAAAUACUAAACUGUGGCCAUUGAAGCUGGCUUUGGAGGUUGCAGAUUGGUUUAUUUUACUUAGCUUCAUUGUAGAGAUCUUUCUAAUGUGGAUGUCCAGCUUUACUCUUUUCUGGAAUAAUGCCUGGAAUGUCUUUGACUUUGCUGUUACCAUGUUGUCUCUGCUUCCUGAGUUUGUGGUGCUGAUGGGAGUCUCAAGGACGUCUGUGUGGCUUCAGCUGCUGAGGAUCUCCCGGGUGCUGAGGUCUCUCAAACUGUUUGCACGAUUCCCUCAAAUUAAAGUUAUUAUAUUGGCUCUGGCCAGGGCCCUGAAGAGCAUGACGUUCCUCCUGAUGCUGCUGCUUAUCUUCUUCUACAUCUUUGCUGUAACUGGCGUCUACUUCUUCCAAGACUAUUCCCGGUCAACUAUCGAGGACCUUGAGUACAACAUGUUCUUCUCGGACCUACCAAAUUCCCUGGUGACAGUGUUCAUCCUCUUCACCUUGGACCAUUGGUAUGCAGUACUUCAGGACGUCUGGAAGGUGCCGGAAGCCAGCCGUGUAUUUAGCAGCAUCUAUGUGGUCCUUUGGUUGUUGGUUGGCUCCAUUAUCUUUCGAAAUAUCAUAGUAGCCAUGAUGGUUACUAACUUUCAGAAUAUUAGAAACGAGCUGAGUGAGGAGAUGACCCACCUGGAGGUUCAGUAUAAAGCUGACAUAUUCAAGCGACAGAUUAUCCAGAGGAGACAAAACCUGUCCCCUGAAUCAGUAAGAGAACCGAGUCAAGGAAAGCGCUCUGAAGACUUACUAGAGCCAUCUAAAGGGUCUGGAGCCAGUGAUGCUGAAAACACUGAUGAUGAGAAAAAUGAUACCGAGAGAAGUGAUGCUGAUGAAAGUGAUGCUGAGAGAAGUGAUGCUGAGAGAAGUGAUGCUGAGGAGAGAAGUGAUGCUGAGGAGAGAAGUGAUGCUGAUGAAAGUGAUGCUGAGAAAAGAGAUGCUGAAGCUAAGAAAGGGCGAAAAGAAUCAUCAAAAUCGAAAGUCUACCCAGCCCCCGCUUCCAACUCUUUAUCCUCCUACGGUUCCUCUGUAGCCGAUUUUGAUUUUGUUGAUAAUUUGGACUGGGAGACUCUUGUGCAUGAGAACCUGCCUGGGUUAAUGGAUAUGGAUCAGGACGACCGUGUUGUUUGGCCCAGAGAUUCACUUUUCCGGUAUUUUGAGUUACUGGAAAAGCUUCAGUAUAACUUGGAGGAGCGCAAGAAGUUGCAAGAAUUUGCAGGUCAGCCUGAAUCCUUCGCAGAAGGAUUAUCUGCUGUUUACUACAUCAUGUGGACUGCCAAGCAGUGUCUCAUUCUGGUCAUCUAUUAUUUUGAUAUCUGAUUAGUUAGGUGAUGUUGUCUAGAUGUUUCCUCUGGGGUUUGAAGCAUUCCACCUUCAGGAAGCUCCUUAAGCAGGAACGUAAACAACUCAACACAUCUUCAGAAAGCCCCUUGAACUGACCAGAUUCACCAGGCCUCUCCUUCCCAAGGUAAGCACUAAAAGAUGAGAGUACCUUCCAGAUUCAGGAAGCUGAGCUGUAUGAAGACCCUCAGACCAGACCAGCUGCCUGGAAGAUGCUUACACCAACUGAGGCACCUGGAAAGGACACUCUCCAGCCUGUUGAACUGCCUUCAGGGGUGCAGUGUGCCCCAGGUUCCCAUCUUUGUGAACUGCCACCCAUGACGGGGUGGGCUUUGGUGAUGCACUUCUCUUUGAGUCAUUUCUGCCCCUGUAAAGUAACCCCUCACCCAUGUUCCUUUAAGUAUCCCUAAUAAAACUGACUGG